AGAUUCGCGAUUCGAACGUUGACCAAGUUGAAAGUGGAGAACGUGCCCUGUUUUAUAUUUACAGUGUAUUUAUGGUUUUUGAAAAAAUGAUUGAAGUGAUUUUAAAGCAAUACACAACAUAAAAAUAAUUUUUGCUAAAAAAAUAGUUAUUUUAAACUUUUUUAUUUAAUUAAACCGCAAAAAUGAAAGUGACAAAAUCGAAUAUUCUUUUAACAUGUUUCUCAUUACUAGUGAAUUUAAAAUUUAUAUCCCCAGUAGAAACAUCAUUAUCGAGUACACCAAAAUAUGUUUCAUAUAAUUCGUCGGAUUUAUCUUAUCUUUCAAACGGAAUACAAUUUCCCGCACCGGAAGCCACCGAAGUACCAACCGUUGAUUUAAGAGAAAUCGAAAAUCUUUCAGAAAUGGAAUGGUUUGAUCGAUUGUACGAUCAUCAUUAUUGGGGGGACAGAGUAAAGCUUCUUUCGGAUCCUCUCUGCCAAAAGGACAUGGGGAUUUACCUAGAGGCAUUGAAGAACGGCACUUCCUGGGCUGCCAAGAUGUUUGAUUCAUCUGGACGUUAUAACAGCCAAUUUUUCUUCGGGAAUGAUUUUUGGAUGGGUUCAAGCACUUCUUGUUGGGAUUUAACAAUAAACGCUACAUAUAGCGACGUAUCCCCGUUUGAAUUAACUUUUUACGUUAUCAAAGUGAGAAUUAAUAUAAACGAAGAAUUAACACCAGUGACAAGACAAUUAAAUAUUGGUCAAUGUUUACCAAAAUCGUGUAAAACCAGCGACGUUCGAUCAUUAUUAAUCCAAGAAAAAUCUCGAGCCACAUCUUUAAGUGUUGUGGAUGUUAGGCCAGUACCUGGAGAUUACUCAGUUUUGACAGAUGUUACGUUCUACAUACUCAGUGGAAUCUCUACGGUAAUUAUAGCUCUUAUUAUAACAGCGACAAUCGUCGAAAUUGUUCAUAUUCAAAGAAAACAGAAUCACGAAAGUAACAACAAUUUAGAAAAUGGAAAAGGAGUUAACAAAAAUUCCAACCAAGAACUUAAAACAAAUUUCUUAAUAAAACUUUUAUUAUGUUUUGGAUUUAGAGAGAACUCGCGAAGAAUAUUGAGCGUCGAUCGUUUAACAGACGAAAGUAUAAAAUGUAUCCACGGUUUACGAUUUUUUUCAAUCGCCUGGAUAAUUUUAGUUCAUACUUAUUUAGAAGUUUUCGCGAUAGCUGAAAAUAAAACGUUUAGAACUGUAACCGAACGAUCUUUUUUAUACCAAACGAUAUCGAACGCAACGUUUUCCGUCGACACUUUCUUUUUUAUAAGCGGCCUUUUAGUAACAAUCUUAUAUUUUCGUCAAACGAAGAAAAAAACCGAAGAAAAAAAAUCUAAAGACAACUUGUUUUUGGGGGAAUUUACAAAGUUCUUAAUGAUGGUUCUUUAUCGAUUUUUACGAUUAACUCCGGCUUAUCUUUUUGUUUUGGGCGUAAACGAAUUAGUAUUAAAAUAUUCACAUAAUAAUUCCGUUUUUUCACCAGCAAUGAUCGAUCAUUUUACUUGUGGAAGUUAUUGGUGGCGAAAUGCUUUGUAUAUUAAUAACUUUUUUCCACAAUCCGAAUUUUGUAUGCUUUGGUCUUGGUACAUUGCUAAUGAUACGCAAUUUUAUCUAUUAGCUAUUUUACUUUUGCCAUUUGCUAUAAGAAGUAAAACGUUUAAAUGGGUAUCAGGAAUAAUUAUAACAUUCCUAAUAACUUCCUGGAUAGCGACGUUUAUUAUUGCUAUGCAAUAUAAUUAUAUAGCGAGAGUUGAAGAACCGUUUGCUCUUUUUGAUCAACUUUACGAUAAACCUUGGUUAAGAAUUGGGCCGUAUUUAAUCGGAAUGAUAACCGGAUAUUUCUUGUUUAAAACGAAUGGAAAAUUAAACGUUUCUUUUUAUUUAUCAACUGCAGCUUGGAUUGUUUCUUUGGCGAUCAUUCUAAGUUUAGUUUAUGGAUUGGGAAGUAAAGGUUUAACAACACCUUUAUCGGCAGUUUAUGCCGCUUUUGGACACACAGCGUGGGGAUUAUCACUUGCUUGGAUAACGAUAGCUUGUUGUUGGGGUUAUGCAGGUCCAAUAAGCUCUAUAUUAAAUUUUAGGGGAUUUCUACCACUGAGUAGACUCACUUAUUGUGCUUAUUUAAUUCAUCCAGUUAUUAUGGUUUUUGUUAGUUUUAAAAUGGAUGGACCAAUACAUAUACACAACAUUAUGAUCUUUGUAACAUUCUUAGGAAACUUAGUAACAUCCUUCAUGGUGUCAUUCUUAAUUUCCGUGGCUUAUGAAGCUCCAAUCGUUCAAAUUUUAAAAGUUUUACUCAGCCCAUCAUCAUCAUCAUCAUCCAAAGAAAAUACUAGUUUAUCUGCUCAUUAAAUUUAAUUUAGUUAUUAAUGUAUUAUAAGAACUGAGAUAUUAAAAAUUCUUUUUUAUA
Messenger RNA from Onthophagus taurus, 2442 nucleotides. RefSeq names its product nose resistant to fluoxetine protein 6. The record is from RefSeq and is a predicted model, not a curated record. Gene Ontology annotation, molecular function: acyltransferase activity, transferring groups other than amino-acyl groups. NCBI's taxonomy places the organism in Eukaryota, Metazoa, Arthropoda, Insecta, Coleoptera, Scarabaeidae.